UACUUGAUGUUCAAGAAGAUGUGCACGAGGGAUGAAGACCCCGCCAGGGCCACCACCGUGAAACAAGCUGCUGCCAUCAUCGGCCAAGACGGGAAUGUCUGGGCCCAGACCACCAAUUUCCCCAAGCUUACGAUUGAAGAGAGAAUCGCCAUCAUGCGCGAAUUCGAUGAACCUGGGAUGCUCACUACCAUCGGACUCUACCUUGGCGGCACCAAGUACGUGGUGAUCGGAGUCAAACCUGGUGAUGUUAUUCGGGCACAUAAGUGGCCUCAAGGUGUGACCAUCAAGAAGACAGGUGCGGCCUUGGUCAUUGGCAUCUAUAGCAACCAUGCAACUUCUAAUAUGUGCAACGUGAUUGUUGAGAGGGUGGGUGAUGACUUAAUCAAGCGGGGCUAUUAGGCACGUCCGAUUGCAUCAUUCCUUCCCAUCUGGAAUCUUUGCAUUCUCUCGAUGCAAGUAUAUAG
Molecule: messenger RNA, 464 nt
Organism: Eucalyptus grandis
Lineage: Eukaryota; Viridiplantae; Streptophyta; Magnoliopsida; Myrtales; Myrtaceae
Product: profilin-1-like
Exons: 3
Coding region: 7-399 (130 amino acids)
Cellular component (GO): cell cortex
Molecular function (GO): actin monomer binding
Source: RefSeq, a predicted model, not a curated record